This is a messenger RNA of Glycine soja, 1867 nucleotides long. RefSeq names its product zinc finger SWIM domain-containing protein 7-like. NCBI's taxonomy places the organism in Eukaryota, Viridiplantae, Streptophyta, Magnoliopsida, Fabales, Fabaceae. Gene Ontology annotation, molecular function: zinc ion binding. Gene Ontology annotation, cellular component: Shu complex. The record is from RefSeq and is a predicted model, not a curated record. The coding region runs from base 187 to 774 and encodes 195 amino acids. Gene Ontology annotation, biological process: double-strand break repair via homologous recombination. The transcript has 6 exons.
GCGGCCCCACUAUUUAUUAAUGCACUCCAUUUUUUAUUUUUCUUCCAAAAUAACCCCAAAAAUAGACUCCUCUAAUUCCCUAUCCCUUUGUCAAUCUGCAACGAAAUCAUUGAAGGAGAAGGCUUUUCUACCAUCGAUCCCAACAGCCAUCAGUAACAGGGUAAUGGUAAUCAGUAGUAAUACAGAAUGAGUGCAAGCAGUUUGGUAGCAGAGGCAGUAUGGAAGGAAAUUGAGUCUACACACUCAGCAAUCCUGGAUGUUACCGAAAAGUGCAUACAAAUGCUGCUAAUGCAGCCACAAUUGCAAUCACAAUGUGGUUGCAGAAACCCAAUGUUCCUUCAUGUUCUGGUUGCAAUUAUGGGUGUGGCCUGUUUUUUAAAACCUUGCUUUAAAUUAUUGACUCAUGACCCAAGACCCUCUUACUUUCAUGUCACAGUGAAUGAUGAUCAACUUUGGACUUUGCAUUUCUUGUUUGGCAAGAACUUUGAGGGAGCCACUAGAAUUGUCGACCAAAGAGGUGUUAGCAAGAUAUCUGCUCACCCCAGUGGAAGGUUUAUCUUUCAGGUUACAGGGGAAUCCCGAAGAAAAGACCAGUAUCUGUGUUUUCCUGAAAAUUUUUGCGCUUGUUAUUCGUUCUUCUAUGAUGUUGUCAACAGAGGAGAACAACUUUGUUGUAAACAUCAACUAGCUGCAAGACUUGCUGCAUCUUUGGGAUCUUAUGUUGAAGUUAAGGUGUCUGAUGAGGAGCUAGCUGUGCUACUGUCCAAAGUAUAGCCCUUGCUAUGAAGAACAAUUUGUAAUUUUUUUAGUAUUGGUUUUAUGGAGCAAAGAACAUAUCAUUCUUAGAUUUAGUUAACAGUGAAGAUCUCAGGUCAAAUAACAUAAAGAAAAUAAUGCUUUUCGCUAAUUUAACUUUUUGUCAUCAACUCAUCAUCAAUAUUAUUAUUAGUUUUUUAAUAAAGGAAAUUCUAACAGGUUUAAAUUAUAUAGGAAGAAUUUGAACCAGCAAACUGAGCAUUAUCAACAAGGACAAGAAUAAAAAAUAAAAUUAAUUCAAAUAAACACAUCUUAAGACUAAUUAAAGUAAAGUAAAACAAAUUAGAGCAAACUAAAAUAAACUAUAUGUGGGAUGUAAAUAAAAUAGACACAUGUCCUAAUAAACUAUCCUACAUGGGAAAUUAGAAUUGGAGAAUAGACUUUUGUUGGUUGGAGAUGGAAGUGAAAUUGGAGGCGCAGGUUUUAUAGUUGUGAGGAAGAUGAGUUGCAUCAGUUACGGCUUAUUUGAUCUGGGGCAACAUUGACCAGAGAAGUACCAGAUUCUUGGACUUGGAAUAAAACUGCAGAUGGGAAAUUUUCGGUAGCAUCAACAUAUGUUUUGGUUAGUGAAGGCAUGACUGUUAAUACAUAUCAGCAUGAGUUCAUAUCAAAUAGCUUUUGGAAAUGUGUUCUUCCUUCCAAAGUUCUGGUUUUUUAAUGGAAGCUUUUGUGGGGAAGACUACCAACUUGUGAGGCUUUACAAAAUAGAGGAGGGGUGUUUCUUGAACGACCUGGUUGUGAGUUCGAUCUUGACACUUUAAAUCACAUUUUUGUGCAGUGUCAGUUUUCUCAGCAGGUUUGGAAUUCUAUUUUUUAUGGUUCAAAUUAAUUUGGUGCAACAUCAUUACAUUCAAUUUGAAUCUUUGUUUAGAGGAAAGAAGCUGCGAAGGGUUAGAUUACUUGUAUGGCAUGCUACAUGUUGGUGUUUAUGGUUGUAUCGAAAUUCUGUAAUUUUCAAGGAUAAUUUCUUUCCUGAUGUGCAGAAUGUGGUUUAUCAUAUUCAGAGAAUUUCUUGGACCUGGAUGAAAUAUAAGGGACAUGGUUCUAGUUC